AUGGCAGCGAAUCAUCACCACCACGUGUCAAAUAGCAUGGCCAAUAGCUCACAUAACCUACACUCAAAUGUAGUGGGUGUGCACUACAGAGUUGGAAAGAAAAUCGGUGAAGGAAGUUUUGGUGUCAUCUUUGAAGGAACAAAUUUGCUAAAUAAUCAACAAGUUGCCAUAAAAUUCGAACCUCGAAAGAGUGAUGCGCCCCAACUUCGAGACGAAUACCGGACAUACAAAAUUCUGGCAGGAUCAGUUGGUAUACCGACUGUAUACUAUUUUGGUCAGGAAGGUCUACAUAACAUACUGGUCAUAGAUCUCCUUGGUCCUAGUUUAGAAGACUUGUUUGAUAUGUGUGGAAGAAAAUUCAGUAUUAAAACGGUGGUUAUGGUAGCCAAGCAAAUGCUUACACGAGUGCAAACCAUUCAUGAGAAGAAUCACAUCUACCGCGAUAUUAAACCAGAUAAUUUUUUGAUUGGUCGCCCUUCAACAAAAGCUGCCAAUAUAAUUCACGUUGUUGAUUUUGGUAUGGCUAAACAAUAUCGAGAUCCGAAGACAAAGCAACAUAUUCCAUAUCGAGAAAGGAAAAGUUUAAGCGGAACGGCUAGGUAUAUGAGCAUUAAUACUCACCUGGGAAGAGAGCAAUCAAGACGUGAUGAUCUAGAAGCUCUUGGUCAUGUGUUUAUGUACUUUUUAAGAGGCGGGCUGCCAUGGCAAGGACUCAAGGCAGCUACUAAUAAACAAAAGUAUGAAAAAAUUGGGGAAAAAAAGCAAUCAACCCCUAUUAAGGAAUUAUGUGAGGGAUUUCCAGAGGAGUUUGGAACUUAUCUUCAUUAUGUCCGUAAGCUUGGUUUUGAAGAACAACCUGACUAUGAUUUUUUGAGGGAACUUUUCACCAAGGUUUUAAAAAAUUCUAAUGAGACAGAAGAUGGUAUUUACGAUUGGAUGUUGUUAAAUGGAGGAAAGGGAUGGGAAGCAAGCUCGCGGAAAGAUGACGGCACACUGAAUCCUGAAACUAACACCCGCCUAACAAUUCACGGCACCUCCUCCCAGCAAUAUAGUUCGAAUGCGGGCAUUCAUCAACCUAAUCAUCUUCACUAUCAUCACGGUUCGUCUGAUCCUCGCCUUCACCGUUCAUCACUCAAUCGCGGACCGUCCAUGAACCGCGGUCAACAACAACCUCCGUCCUCUCCUGCUUUGGUCCACGCCACUUCUAAGGCACAACGAGGAACAGUGAAAGCACAAAAGCAUAGCAGUGUUAUGAAUUCUGGUGUGGAUGAUUUUAAUAAUCAUUAUCGUGCUGGUAUGAAUGGUGGUAAUAGCGGAAACGUAACUGGCGGUCAAGGAACUAAUGGUGCAGAUUCAAACUCUCAUCGAAGACGAGGAAUUUGGCAAAAGUUCAUUGGCGUGAUUACAUGUAAAUGUCGUCACGCGGUGAUUCGUGCUUUGCGAAGGGGUGACAAAUCACGUAUGGCACUUGGUAGUUAA
Molecule: messenger RNA, 1479 nt
Organism: Acaulospora morrowiae
Lineage: Eukaryota; Fungi; Glomeromycota; Glomeromycetes; Diversisporales; Acaulosporaceae
Source: the annotation of a GenBank genome assembly